UCCUGACUACUUUUCGCCGUUUCUUGACGACAUCUCCUCAACUUCGACUUCUAUACUCGACCUUUUCGCCCAACAAACACCCCCCGAAAUUUCUUAUCGUUACUAUACAAAAUUCUCCAUAUCCGAGUGAUCCUUCUCAAAUGCCUGUUUGCCGACUUCGACCGCAUCAUAGCCCCCCUCGCCUCCUCUUUGCGACGCGCUGAUUAGGGCACCAUUAUCAUCACUAAAUUUAUAUCAAGAAACGAUAUAGAUCCCUUAGAAACGAUGGCACCUAGCCCGAGAACACCACGGCAGUCCGCUCUUUCGCGCCCCCGUGGUCGUCCUAAGGGCUCUAUCAACACAGUGCGACGCGUUAGGGACGGUAGCAUUGUAGCUGCUACUGAACCCCCUUCAAAGCGUAGACGAUACACUGCUAGUGCUUCUGGUAGUGCUAGUAGAUUUACGGACCAAGCCGGCAACGAACAAGUCGGCACACCCGUUGCGACUACUAGUCGUUCGAGAGCACGGCACAGUUUGCAAAACGGUGCGGCGUCCCCCGCUAUCUACCCCAGGCGUGAACGUAGUACUCGUACCCGUACCGCAACUCGAGUCGAGGCAGACGAUGAGAUGCAAAUAAGUUCUGCAGCAGCAGUGGCUGCUGCUGUUGUGCAGAGUGAAGGUUAUAAACCUAGAGAGGAGCGCGGCUGGGAGGAGUUUCACCCGAAUCUCGAUAUAGAUGCCACGUUUAUGCUAUUUCACGCCGAAGAUGUCGACGGAACUGCGAAACUAAUACCGGAGACACCAUCAGCGAAGAUUAUUGGCAUGGAUUAUAAUGACACCAGUAGCCCGUCGAAGGACCCAAAUGCGGCAUCUACAUCUCUCCUAAAUACGCAAAAUGUCACGAAUAAUACUACACCUGUCGGUGCCCUUUUAGUAACCCCAUCUAGAAGGCGUGGCAGUCGACUACCUCGCGGAGACUCACUUUAUGCUACUCGUGGGGAUCAGCAAGUGGCGCCGAACACACCCACGCCUCUGCCUAUUCACGGUCAGAAUACUAAGGAGAAGCUUGACCUGAAACAACCUUCAUAUCGUAAAACUGACCGCAUAUUGCUUUUUGAGAGCAAAAAGUUCGGCCAGGCUCGAUAUGUUGACAAGGCAAUGAUGAACGUCGGGUACCAGGAGAGCGACAACUUCAUUCGGCCUGAUAGAAAACUAAUUAAAGCAAGCGAUGCUAAUAUUGAGGAUGAAGCCGAACAGGCUGCUGUUGUUAAGGCUGAUGGAGAAUCGGCGCUUCAGCCGACCAAUGUGCUAGGUCGCGUCGAAUAUGACAUGGACGAACAAGACGAUAUGUGGUUGGAGUCGUACAAUGCACAUAGAAAGUCGCAGGGCUGGAACCCGGUCACUCGUGAAGUCUUCGAAAUCACCAUCACCAAAAUUGAAAAAGAGUGGCACGCCUUAGAGAAGAGGAUCCCGAAGCCUAAUCCUAAGCCGCCGCAAACUCACAGGCCUCGUUCCAGCUCCGCUGCAGCCGUAAAUGGCGAGCCGCAGGCCGGGGAAGAGCAGGACAGUAAGUGCGCGAUUUGCGACGAUGGGGAUUGCGAGAAUACGAACGCAAUUGUUUUUUGUGACGGUUGCGAUCUCGCAGUCCACCAGGAGUGCUAUGGUGUUCCAUUUAUUCCGGAGGGCCAAUGGUUAUGUCGUAAAUGCCAGCUUAUUGGUCGUGGGAUCCCGACAUGUAUAUUCUGUCCCAACUCUGAUGGUGCCUUCAAGCAGACGAAUUCCUCUAAGUGGGCGCAUCUGCUCUGCGCUAUGUGGAUUCCAGAGGUGACACUGGGCAACCACACCUUCAUGGAACCCGUCAUGGACGUGGAUAAGGUGCCUAAGAGCCGCUGGAAGUUGACCUGUUACAUCUGCAACCAGCAGAUGGGUGCCUGCAUACAAUGCGGUAACAAGGCAUGCUAUCAGGCCUUCCAUGUGACAUGUGCUCGCCGCGCCCGACUAUUCUUAAAGAUGAAGAAUAGUUCAGGAGCUUUAGAUGUCCUCGAUGGCAGUACAAAUCUAAAGGCGCUUUGCGAUAAGCACUGUCCUUCUGAGUAUGCCAAAGAGAAUGACGUAGUUCGCGCUACCAAAAGAGCAAAAAAAUACUAUAAGAAGACAAUGAGCGACCGGAUCUGGGCUAAUAGUCAAGCUAAAGCUAUGUCUAUUGCAGCAUCACACCGGAAUGCAAUCACCGAACACCCGCCCGAUGAGUCGCAAAUGACUGGGGUGAAGCUAUCCGCCGUCCUUGGGGAUAAGAAGGGACAGACAGGGAAGCCGAUAUGGAAGCUUCCGUCUGGAGCUCCCGUGAUACCACAGGCCGUCUUUGAAAUCGUCGAAGCAUCGCUACAGCGAUUCAAUUUCCUCAAGCGUAAGGAGUUUGUGAGCGACGCAUGCCGUUAUUGGACAUUGAAGCGCGAAGCGCGCCGUGGUGCUGCGCUCCUUAAGCGUUUGCAGUUACAGAUGGAAUCUUUCUCCUCUAUGGAGCUCACUCGACGCAACUUUGCAGCUAUGGGCCCUUCCGGAAUAACUCGCUUGAAUAGGCGAAUCGAAUUUUCGGACACUCUCAUUAAAGACUUGGAGCAGCUCAAGGCCCUGUCGGAGGCCGUCGUCCAAAGGGAGCAGAGCAAGCUCGAGGCCGCGGAGAUGGAACAGGAAUUUGUCGACACCUGUUACUUUCCUAUUCACAAGAUGCUUCCACCAAUUGUAGAUAAAGCUAUCACGCUUGAUAAGAAUCUGUUUCACGACGGACUUAUUAAGUUGUCCAAUAGAAUCGAUGAUAGAUUCUAUACCACGACGUUGUCAUUUACCCACGAUCUCUGCGAGGUCAUCAACGUCGGCGUGAACACGGAGCCUAAGUUUGAGCCCGAGUCGCAACAAAAAGCUGGACCUGUCACCCCAGCGGUGUCUAAAUCCGAUUUUUCUGAUUACAGGGAUAGGAAAAAGCUUGGUAAAAGAAUCCUUAAGUCGGUUCAACCACAGCUAGAGACAGCGUUGCGUCUUGAGUCGGAGGCAGCCCAUAGACCGUUCGACAGUAUGAGGCAGGAGCUAGAAGUCAUGAUGGAGGCAAGCCUGGAACUGCGACAACAGCCUGUUGGACAAGACAACGUGGAGUCUGAGCGAAGUCAAGAUGUCAUCAUGGUUGAUUCGUCAGCUCCAGAGAUCACCGUUGGCGGCCAAACAGACGGUUCUACCACUGGAGGGCCCUCGGGCGACGUUCCUAUGGCUGAAGCUGGCGUCCAGUAUGAGGUCGUCAGCGGCAAUGGUAAUAUUGAAGUCAACACAUCCAGCUUCGACGCGAGCGAUGAGAUGGAAGGUGUUCAACCGACUAGUAAUGAAGUGUCAAUGGUCGAGCCUAAGCAGGAAGCAAUACCGAAUGACGGUUUGCAAGCAAUAGAUACGCCGCCAGCAACUAACGGCUACGUGGGUGCAGGACCUUCGCUACAACCUGCGCCGCCUACUCCACCCCAGUCCAACGGUAGUUUAGGCCGCCAGCCCACUGACCCUCUCACCGACGGUGGUGUUGUGUGGUACUUGCAGGACUUUGAGCCUGAAGGAGCGUCCGCGAUCCAAGACCAGUGGCAAGGCAGGGAUGCUGCCCGUAGCCUUAGCGAGGAACUUACCGAGAUCGACGAAGAUGAGCUCAAGGGGCUAGGGGUCGAGAUUAACGAAGAUAGCAUCACGGCAUCACCGGCCAAUACUACCGAGACAGCAGAACCCGCCGCCGUCAGUGCCCCUAGCCCUACAAAAAAGAGUAACGCCAAGACGAAAAAGCGUAAGACGCCCUACCGACGACGUUAAUGCGGGGGUUAUUUAAUACUGUAUCAUAGCUGUGCUUUUAGUUCUACCACCCCCUUUUUAUAUUUUCUUUCUCUUCAUUUCUCCCUACACUGUAUUUGCAGACUUAAAGUAGCCAGCUCGGACUGGAUCGCAUCAUUAUUCAUCAUCCAUCGUCAGUUUCACAGCACGCGCGCGAUGAGUUAUUUAUAUCUAGGGAAGGGGAAUGAAAUGAUUCUUAGGAGUUCGAGGGGAGGAGGGCCUCUGGUACAUACCAACUUUUAUUUCUGCGAAGUUUCUUUUUUUUUUAAUGUCUAACAGGCGUUUGAGAAACGGAAACGGACCGGACGGCCGUCUUAUGUUGUGCCUGCGAAGGAUUUCUUUAUGUAUUGCUGUCGGGUUUUAGUUUAAGGUCUUCGAGCCUGCGGAGGGACUAACUGCCUGCUGGGUCUGCGACGACGGCGCUACGAUUGAGGCAGAUGCUAGGCUGAGAAGAGACCGAGGCUUAGUCCCGUAUAUUCUUGCAAUUGAGUGUUUAUCUUAUUAACUCCUCAUCUUGAGUCAGAAUGAAAGUGGAUUGGUUCCUUGGGAGGCGUAGGUAAUGUUCAUGUUUACCUGGACAUGUUUGGUAGCAUUAUAGCGAAGGACGUUGACGUUGCGCGCUCUGAAAUUGGUAAUAUCAAAUAUGUAGAGACCAAGCCACGC
Molecule: messenger RNA, 4497 nt
Organism: Daldinia decipiens
Lineage: Eukaryota; Fungi; Ascomycota; Sordariomycetes; Xylariales; Hypoxylaceae
Product: bromodomain and PHD finger-containing protein
Exons: 3
Coding region: 265-3816 (1183 amino acids)
Biological process (GO): regulation of transcription by RNA polymerase II
Source: RefSeq, a predicted model, not a curated record